AUGAAUAUCGAAGAAAUUAUCAGCUGCUCGACUAAUCCUGAACCCCCGCCGGAUUGGAUGCUCCCAGACUUCAAUCCCAUGAAGGUCAAAGUGCAAGAAAUACGUGGUAUCCUGCUGGAAAAUUCUAUACGUCCUGCCUCAAGCAACAAAAAGGCCGAUCAUGCGGCGUUGUUCCGAAAACACCUUCUGCCUAGGAUCCCUGAACUCCUACAAACUCACUGCAGCGUCAAGGCUUCCUGCGCGGGCAUCUUCGAUGUGCGCACUGGUCGCUACUUGAAAGACGAAGAUACCCCAAUCGAAUUGCGCCGGCGGAACACCGCUAUAGAAGCGGGAAGUAGCGAAAAAGCUAAGAACCGUUCAUCUGCAGGUCUCUCCAACCAAACGCCGGAGCGGCCGUCUCCUCGGCGAACCAGCCGGCGAGUGUCGGACACGACUAUGCUCGAUGGCGAAGCGCAAUCGAAGAUGUCCCCUAAGACCUCAAGUAAGUCGGACUAUCUUCAUGCACAAGCCGGACUUCUGCUACACGCACUGACGACGUUCACAGGUCCAUCCUUCCAAACGCCGCAGCGGGAGUCUACCAGGCGGACUGCAGCACCAGGCAAUACGGAAUCUACCCCUAGCACGAGGAAAUCUCCGCGCUUCGCUUCUCCUGCCUCAACUCAUCAACAACCCGGCAGUUCCAAACGAGGGACUUCUGCAACGGUGCCUAUCAGUGAGGUCCAUUUAGACCGGAGUGUCAAGAAACCCGCCGUUUCCCCAAAAGAUGUUCCCUCAAAGCAGCCUCCCCAACCAGCCGUUCUGCCCAAGAAAGGUGCAUCUCCAUGCCACCCUGUCCUUCCGCGCACGUCCAAUCCUGCCAAAACGAAACGUGUGGUAUCUGCGCCAAGCACCCCGGCACCUGAUGACGACUUCGGCUCCGAAUUGACUGAACUCUCGUCGGAAGAUGACGAAAUCCGCGCUGUGGCCGAAGCCGUGCUGGCCAGUGACUCGUCGGAAGGUGAAGCUGACGUAAAACCCAUCCGCGUCCCCUCCCCCAACACGGAACAGGCCGCGACGAUGAACCCCAACACCAAGGUCCGGUUCGAUGUUCCAACUCCAGUCGGCAUACCACACAAGACAGCGGUUUCCCCUCGAUCCUCCACCAACCAUCAGCCACAUGCACAAAACCCCGGGAUUGUUGACAUGAGAUUUCCUCGAAACGGCAAAAUUAUCUUCUCGGAUGUUCCGGCAGAUAAGUCAACAUAUCCAACUUACCUCGCUCCGCCUGGAGUCCCUAAGCCAUCCAUUCCCAACCUCAUUGUGGCAAAGCCAGCCCCCCCGUCCUCCAGCACUACAAAUCCACCAACCUACCUACCUCCGGCAGGGGUCUCCAAGCCCUCCACCCCCAGCCUUGUGCCUGAGCCAGCCCCUCCUUCGCCCAAGACUACUGACAUUCGUGAUCCUCCGACUGGCCCUAAGCAUGCCGAAAGCAACUCGGUCCUUGUCGAAACUGCUGUCACAUCAACAGUAUCGGUUGCUCAAGAACUCUCAUCGCUAGACCCGACUCACGGUUGGUAUUCAGUGCCCAGUCACUCCACCAAAUUGGCAUCUGAGGAUAAUUUGCUCGAUCACCCGCCAGCGCUCCCACACAUAUAUCAACCACUCGUACCCACUCCACAAGUUGUGGAACCACUUGUAGAUCUGGCCACCGACUGGUACCCGUGCCCUCUGGACGAAAUCUUCGAUGUGGCCAAAGGCAAUGAUUGCUCAGGUACCCCCACAUUGAUCGGUCAGAGCCAGACGAUGAAGUCUCUUGCAACCCUUGAGUUGGCUUUUCCACCCACUGGUCCCACAGAAGCUACCCCUCCAGGAGCUAGUUUAGCAAGCACAUCUUCAAUCUUCCCCGACAAGCUCGAAAUUGCAUCGACACCUGAACAUGCGUUGGCUUACAAGUUGUGCGCGGCUCGCGAUACUGACACAGUGUUGGGCACUCCAACUCCUCAAGAACUCUCGUCGGCCAUUGCUCUUGACCAGACUGCCACAAGGUCAUCCUCUGGACAUAUCGAGGCAUCUCAGUUCGAAUCAGCUUCAGCUAAUGAUGUCGACAUGGCCUCGCCUACUUCGACCUCUCAUGAAACCCUUACAUCCAUCCGACCUGACGAGGCACCUCAGUUCGAAUCAGCUUCAGCUAAUGAUGUCGACAUGGCCUCGCCUACUUCAACCUCUCAUGAAACCCUUCCAUCCAUCCCAACCGACGAAGCCGAAACCUCUUCUGCUCCGGGUCCUUUCGUGGCCCCUGACAUCGCCCCCACAGAAGCUACCGUUCCGGGAGUUAGUUCAGCAAGCGCGCCUUGCGUCUUCGCCGAACUGCUCGAAAUCGCCUCGGUGUUCAAGCCUGUGUUGGCUGCCGGGUUGUGUGCGGUUCGCAAUGCCAACAUAUCGCCGGGCACUCCAACUCCUCAAGAACUCUCGUCGGCCAUUUCUGUUGACCAGACUGCCAGUCAAUCAUCCUCCGGACAUGUCGAGGCAUCUCAGUCCGACUCAGCUUCACCUGACAAUAUCGACAUGGCUUCGCCUCCUUCUACCUGGCGUGAAACAUUUUCACCGAUCCCGGCCUGCGACGUCGCAACCUCAUCUAGUCGGGAUUCUUCUGCGUCGCCUGUGUUGGCCUCAGCUUCAACCGGCUAUGAUGGUUGUACAUUGGCCGCCCCCCCUUCUGAUGACAACCCCUGGCAUGAGGAGUCAGAACUCAGAUCUCUUCCCAGUCUCACGUGGCAUGAGUGGCCUUUCGUGCAAAAAGGAAACCUCUCCACUCUCAUUCCUGUAGCUCUCAUAGAAGUUGCUGUGCCUUCUGCAUCUAUCUCGGCCGACCUGGUUGACAGUCAACCAGCCGCACCUUCACCACCUGUCAUGACCCCACAAGUCAAUUCAGUUGUGAUUGAUGAGGCAGCAGUGCCUGCCGAGUUCCAUUCCAUGGAUCCUGGUGAUUCUACUCUGAUUCUUCCAUUGCCCACCUCGGCCGACGAGGUUGAAAAGGAACCAGUCCCUGAGCAUGUUGACGCCCCGCAGCUCGUUUCAAGCAACGACGGUGACUUCUUGUUGGCCCUCGAACUGGACUUAGCUGAUGAUGUGGACUUGAGCCCGCCGUCCCCUUCAUCCAUCUCGUCCGGCCCCCUCGACACUCAACCUGCUGAACCCGUCACGGCUGCCGAGGUCGAAUCAGUUCCAGUCGUUGAGGCUGCCGAGUCUGAGUCAGCUGAUGAUGCAGACUAUAGCCCGCCGUCCCCUUCAUCCAUCUCGUCCGGCCUGCCUGACACUCAACCAGCUGAACCCAUCUCGGCUGUCGAGGUUGAAUCAAUUCCAGCCGACGAGCCAGCACCUCAACUCUUGUUGGCUCUCGAGUUGGACCCAGCUGAAGAUGCCGACUUUAGCCCACCGUCCCCUUCAUCCAUCUCGUCCGGCCUGCUCGACACUCAACCAGCUGAACCCGUCACGGCUGCCGAGGUCGAAUCAGAUUCAGCCGACGAUGCAGCAGCUGAGCGCGCAUUGGCUGCCGAGUCUGAGUCAGCUGACGAUGGGGACUUUGGCCCGCCGUCCCCUUCAUCCAUCUCGUCCAGCCUGCUCGACACUCAACCACCUGAGCCCGUCACAGCUGCCGAGGUUGAAUCAGUUUCAGCCGACAAGCCAGCACCUCAACUCUUGUUGGCUCUCGAGUUGGACACAGCCGAUGAUGCCGACUUGAGCCCGCCGUCCCCUUCAUCCAUCUCGUCCGGCCCCUUCGACGCUCAGCCAGCUGACCCCAUCACGACUGUCGAGGGUGAAUCAAUUCCAGCCGACGAGCCAGCGCCUCAUGUCUUGUUGGCUUUUGAGUUGGACCCAACUGAAGAUGCCGACUUGAGUCCGCCGUCCCCUUCAUCCAUCUCGUCCGGCCCCCUCGACACUCAACCUUCCGGCCCCCUCGACACUCAACCUGCUGAACCCGUCACGGCUGCCGAGGUCGAAUCAGUUCCAGUCGUCGAGGCUGCCGCGUCUGAGUUGGCUGAUCAUGCAGACUGUAGCCCGCCCUGA
This is a messenger RNA of Puccinia graminis f. sp. tritici CRL 75-36-700-3, 4047 nucleotides long. RefSeq lists its product as uncharacterized. The record is from RefSeq and is a predicted model, not a curated record. Gene Ontology annotation, molecular function: chromatin binding. The transcript has 8 exons. Gene Ontology annotation, cellular component: nuclear inner membrane. Lineage: Eukaryota; Fungi; Basidiomycota; Pucciniomycetes; Pucciniales; Pucciniaceae. Bases 1 to 4047 code for a protein of 1348 amino acids.